Messenger RNA from Musca vetustissima, 1632 nucleotides. It is a transcript of the gene Lkb1, whose product is annotated as serine/threonine-protein kinase stk11. Gene Ontology annotation, cellular component: cytoplasm. The record is from RefSeq and is a predicted model, not a curated record. NCBI's taxonomy places the organism in Eukaryota, Metazoa, Arthropoda, Insecta, Diptera, Muscidae. The transcript has 5 exons. Gene Ontology annotation, molecular function: ATP binding; protein kinase activator activity; protein serine/threonine kinase activity. Bases 1 to 1632 code for a protein of 543 amino acids. Gene Ontology annotation, biological process: protein phosphorylation; glucose homeostasis; intracellular signal transduction.
AUGACUAUCGCCCAUGUCGCCAUGGAAGUGCAAGUAAAAGGUCAUGAUCAAAUGACAGAAACUCGUCCGACAAGCAGCACAUUCGACAAUGGGCAGAGUUUCUGUCAAGGAACUGGCAUUCCGGAAAAAGCAGUAGCCGCUGGUGGCGAUAGCACAACUGUAAUUAUGGCAAAUAGUAAAUUUCACAUAGAUACGUAUCCGAACGCAGGGUCGGACAAUAACUUUUGUGAAGAAAUUGGACAUGAGGCAGAGUUCUUACAUGGAGAUGAGGCAGCCCAAUAUCUGCUGAAUGAACAACAGGCUCAGCAUCACCAGGUAACUUGGCUGGACGACGAAGAUAUCGAUACACUCGAUCUAGCUACGUUGGAUAUUGGAAACAUGUUUAAUCGAGUGGACAGCGCGGAAAUUAUAUACCAACAGAAAAAGAAAAAUAUAAAAAUGGUUGGCAAGUAUGUAAUGGGCGAUGUGUUAGGUGAAGGCUCGUAUGGCAAAGUUAAAGAGGUGCUUGAUUCCGAGAACCUUUGUCGAAGAGCUGUAAAAAUAUUAACAAGACGCAAAUUGAGACGUAUACCGAAUGGUGAACAGAACGUACAAAGAGAGAUCAAGUUAUUAAAGCAGCUAAAGCAUAAAAAUGUAGUGGCGCUAUUAGAUGUUUUGUACAACGACGAGAAACAAAAGAUGUAUCUUAUAAUGGAAUAUUGCGUUGGAGGGCUUCAGGAAAUGCUUGACAAUGCCCCUGAAAAGAAAAUCCCUUUAUUUCAAGCCCAUCGAUAUUUUCGGCAAUUAGUUAAUGGCUUGGAAUAUUUGCAUGGCAUGCGAGUCAUACACAAAGACAUAAAGCCCGGCAAUCUUCUUUUGACUCUAGACGAAACCUUAAAAAUAUCGGACUUUGGCGUUGCUGAGCAACUGGAGUUGUUUGCUCCAGACGACACGUGUACAACGGGACAGGGAUCUCCGGCAUUCCAGCCUCCAGAAAUCGCAAAUGGUUUGGAGUCAUUUUCGGGUACAAAAGUGGAUAUUUGGAGCAGUGGAGUCACUCUGUACAAUUUGUGCACAGGAAAGUAUCCAUUCGACGGCGACAAUAUUUAUCGUUUACUCGAAAGUAUUGGUCGCGGCCAGUGGGAAGCUCCCGAUUGGCUGUAUAAGCUAGAUGAGAAGCUUGCGGUUUUAAUACUAGGAAUGCUGCAGGAUAACCCGGAAAAACGCUAUUCCAUACAGCAAAUAAGACAAGACCCUUGGUUUAUUUCGGCACCUGAAGAAAAAGGACCACCGAUACCCAUUCCGCCACUAAAAAGUGAUAAAUAUCGCCGUUCAACUGUACUGCCUUAUUUAGAUGCCUACCAUUAUGAAACUGACCGUGAUUUGGAAGAAGUGUACUUCACCGAGCAUGACUUAAAUCAGGAGUUAGCACGAAAAGCGGCCGCUGCUGCAGCAGAAAUUAAGGCACAGCAACAGCAUAAUUCCUUUGCAACAAUGGCAGCUUCAUCAAGCAGCUAUCACAAUGCACAAUCUUGUUCCAAUUCAGCUUCCCACCACACAAAGGAGAAAAAAUCAUCCUCAUUGAAAAGACGAGCAAAAAAACUCACCUCCUGUAUUUCUGUUCGAAAGUUAUCCAACUGUCGUCCUUCUUAG